AAUCCGCUACAUUCUAUGGAUGAUCAAAAUCUGACCUCCAUCAACAUCUUACCUGCUUACAGUCGGAAAGUUCACCUCUGGAAGCCAGUUGUCUUAACCCUUCACCUAAUCCCUGUACUUCGAUGAAAACUUGAAGAACACCUCAAAAGACGUGUGGUCUUCAUAGAGCUGCCUUUUUCCCUUGAGGUGCGACGUGCUGCUUUUCUAUCUUGCCACCUACCCCCUGUAACCGUACCCACACAUUUCUCACAUCCUCUUCCCCUAUAAAUGCCACAGUGCUUCAUUUCCCUUCUCACCGAGUCCUCCAACGUUUCAUCUUCCCUUGUCUUCCCUCUUGCCAAAACCUACGUGACAUCGAUCUCAUCUCUCUCCCUCCCUCUCGCCGCCGUCAGCAUGCCCGUCGACGCUACCGCGCCACCCACCGGCAAUGGCCAGACCGUGUGCGUCACCGGUGCCGGCGGUUUCAUCGCCUCCUGGCUGGUGAAGCUCCUGUUGCAGAAAGGAUACACCGUCAAGGGGACGGUGAGAAACCCAGAUGAUCCGAAGAACGCACACCUGACGGCGAUGGAGGGCGCCGCGGAUCGGCUGCUGCUUUGCAAGGCUGAUCUCCUCGACUACGGCGCUCUGCGAGAAGCCAUCGAUGGCUGCCAUGGCGUCUUCCACACUGCUUCUCCCGUCACGGACGACCCUGAGGAAAUGGUGGAGCCGGCUGUGAGGGGCACGAGGUACGUGAUCCAUGCGGCGGCCGACGCUGGCACCGUCCGUCGUGUGGUGUUUACCUCCUCGAUCGGCGCGGUCACCAUGGACCCCGGCCGCGGCCCCGACGUCGUGGUGGACGAGUCGUGCUGGAGCGAUCUCGAGCACUGCAAGAACACAAGGAACUGGUACUGCUACGGGAAGGCGGUGGCGGAGAAGGCGGCGUGGGAGGUGGCGAGGGAGACGGGGGUGGAGCUGGCGGUGGUGAACCCGGUGCUGGCGCUGGGGCCGCUGCUGCAGCCGCAAGUGAACGCCAGCAUCGCCCACAUCCUCAAGUACCUGGACGGGUCGGCGACGAGGUACACCAACGCGGUGCAAGGGUACGUCGACGUGCGGGACGUGGCCGAGGCGCACGUCCGGGUGUUCGAGGAGGAGGCCGCCGCCGGCAAGCGGUUCAUCUGCAUCGAGCGCGUGCUCCACCGCGAGGACGUCGUCCGCAUCCUCUCCAAGCUCUUCCCGGAGUAUCCGGUGCCCAACACGUGUUCCGACGAGGUGAAUCCUCGAAAAAAGCCAUACAAGUUCUCGAACCAACAGCUCAAGGACCUUGGCGUGCAAUUUAGGUCGGUGAUCCAAAGCCUCUAUGACACUGUGAAGAGCCUGCAAGAGAAGGGUCAUCUCCCAUUGCCAUCUCCAAAAAUAAUAUGAAGAUGAUGUGCUAUUGUUGAUGUAUAUGAAUACAUAUAUCGUAUGAUGCAUGUAUGUAUGGAUAUGAUUAUGGUUUCGUUUAAGAUAUUUAUAUAUUUUUCUCCCUUGUUUACCUAA
Messenger RNA from Musa acuminata AAA Group (dessert banana), 1518 nucleotides. RefSeq names its product cinnamoyl-CoA reductase 1-like. Gene Ontology annotation, molecular function: oxidoreductase activity, acting on the CH-OH group of donors, NAD or NADP as acceptor. Lineage: Eukaryota; Viridiplantae; Streptophyta; Magnoliopsida; Zingiberales; Musaceae. The record is from RefSeq and is a predicted model, not a curated record. The transcript has 5 exons. Bases 268 to 1401 code for a protein of 377 amino acids.